ACACUAACAGUGUUGAGCUAGUUCCAGUCCUUUGCAGUAUUUGAGAACAAGCAUCUACCAUAAUUCUUGGCGUAAGAUCUGUCUGUCUUCAUUUCUAGUGCAGCCUUCAUGAUUGCUCAAAUUGUGAAAAACAGCCCUCUCUGUUGUUGUUAAGAUUCAUGACCAAAAAUGUCUUUUAUCAAAUACGAUCAAACCUGUGACUUCCCGAUUCAGAAUCUUCCUUACGGAGUCUUCUCAACUGCCGAGAACGCACAACAUCGAAUUGGUGUUGCCAUCGGGGAUCAGGUGUUGGAUCUAUCUGUUGUUGGAGAGCUCUUCAAUGGACCUCAUCUGUCUGAAUGCAGAGAUGUCUUUGACAAGCCUGUCCUUAAUGACCUGAUGGGUCUCGGCCCACCUGUCUGGAAGGAAGCUCGUCAGACCUUGCAGAAGAUUCUGUCUGCUGAUGAUCCUACUCUUGGAGACAAUGCUGAGGUAAAGACAAUACAGGACUUGAAAGCCUUUGUGCCUCAGAGUCAAGCUGUCAUGCACCUCCCAGCUAAGAUCGGAGACUAUACCGACUUCACUUCUUCCCUUCAUCAUUCGGUAAAUGUUGGCAAAAUGUUCAGGGAAAAGGGUGAUGAACUUGCGCCAAACUGGAAGCAUCUUCCAGCUGGUUACCAUGGACGCGCCUCAUCAGUGGUCGUCUCGGGCACACCAAUCAGACGUCCCUACGGUCAGGCAUGCUUUGAUGAUUCUGGCAAACCUCCAACAUUUGGUCCUUGUAGACUGAUGGACUUUGAAUUGGAAAUGGCUUUCUUUGUUGGACCUGGUAACGACUUGGGAGAACCUAUACCAGUCACUAAAGCCCAGGAUCAUAUCUUCGGAAUGACUCUCAUGAAUGACUGGAGUGUGUCCAAUGGCUUUAAAGAACCCGGUUACCCGCAAAGUAAAUGGAAGAACUUUGCCCCGGAGUUCCUUUGGGAAUACAUUCCUCUUGGACCCUUCCUGGCCAAGAAUCUUGGCACCACAAUAGCACCCUGGGUCGUCACCAUGGAGGCUCUUGCUUCAUUCGCAGUCCCAAAUGUCAACCAAGACGUUGAGCCUCUUCCGUAUCUACAACACAAAGACAACUUCAACUUUGACAUCAACCUUGCAGCUGCCAUCUCUGCCGAUGGAACCAAUGGACCUGUGACGAUCUGCCAAACAAACUUCAAGGACAUGUACUGGUCCAUGAAGCAACAAUUAGCCCAUCAUUCUGUCACAGGAUGCAACAUGAGGCCAGGGGACCUUCUUGCGUCAGGAACCAUCAGUGGCCCAACGGAUGACUCCCUUGGCUCAAUGCUUGAGCUCUGCUGGAAGGGUACCAGGGAAGUGGCUCUAGGUAACGGAAUUACACGCAAGUUCCUUGAGGACAACGAUGAAGUUAUACUGACUGGUUACUGCCAGGGUGAUGGUUAUAGGGUUGGCUUCGGAACCUGCACAGGAAAAGUUCUCCCUGCCAUCAAUCCUAUGCAAUGAUGAGUCGUGGAGAGAGGUCCUGAAAAAACUUGCCAGCAGAAUUCGGAAAUCGUGAAUGCCAAUUAACUUGACCUGUUUUCUUUGGUUUGUUCUGUUUAAAGCCAUUGGACCCUUUCGGUACAGAAAAAAAA
Asterias rubens (European starfish) is the source of this 1628-nucleotide messenger RNA. RefSeq names its product fumarylacetoacetase-like. The record is from RefSeq and is a predicted model, not a curated record. Gene Ontology annotation, molecular function: fumarylacetoacetase activity. Gene Ontology annotation, biological process: L-phenylalanine catabolic process; homogentisate catabolic process; L-tyrosine catabolic process. Lineage: Eukaryota; Metazoa; Echinodermata; Asteroidea; Forcipulatida; Asteriidae. Bases 169 to 1497 code for a protein of 442 amino acids. The transcript is spliced from 14 exons.